This is a messenger RNA of Penicillium arizonense, 702 nucleotides long. RefSeq lists its product as uncharacterized. NCBI's taxonomy places the organism in Eukaryota, Fungi, Ascomycota, Eurotiomycetes, Eurotiales, Aspergillaceae. Bases 1 to 702 code for a protein of 233 amino acids. The transcript is spliced from 6 exons. The record is from RefSeq and is a predicted model, not a curated record.
AUGGUCCCGAUCGAACCUUACCAAGAACUUCCUAUGGUGAAUCUCGAGGAAGAAGACGUGAAUGACGUCCUCCAAAGAGUCACUGACGAGGGCCAUGGCCAGGGUCAGAAAGCAAGCAUGCUAUUACUAGACGUCGCUGGCGCUUACGACAACGUGUCCCACGAACGUCUUCUUCAUAAUAGCUGCUCAUUCCCGACUGGCUACGGUCACACUGAGGCCUUCGGCUGGGUGGAUGAUGUCUGCAUUCUAGCUGUCUCAAACAGCUAUGAAGAGAACCAAUCCGCGUAUCGAGCCCUCCGCCCAGACGUGGCAGUGCUAGGCGGAGCACCGAUACAACCAUUAGAAUACGCCAAAUACCUCGGCAUUUGGCUUGACAAGCACCUCAAAUUCCACAUACACCGCAAAAAGCUGCUUGCUAAGGCGGCUGGCAGCCUAGAAGCUCUUCGGGGUAUUUCAGGGUCUACGUGGGGUGUAUCCUUGAUAUCCAUGCUGGCUUCGAAGGCCGGUGAUACCGUCAUCUCCGACCGUAGACGUCUCGGUACGGAGAGCCAGUCCACGGUGUACACCGCCGAGCUCAGCGGUAUCGAGAUGGCAUUGGCUAAAACCAUCAGCGACAACAAGUCCAACACGAAUAUCAAUGGAUCAAAGCGAAAAACGGCUCGAGAGGUGAUCAUUCUCUCCGACAGCCAGGCCGCCAUCUAG